GCAGCCGGUGAUGCGCUCGUUGACGCGCCGUGAUUUCACUCCGGAGCUGGAGGAGGAUCCGCCGCUCCACCGACUCCUCUGCUUCUCUCAGCGGGCGUCAGGCAGCACAAAGCCGGAGGGAUGGAGCCAGCGGGCGCGUACGGCGCCGGGAAGGCCGGGGGCGUCAGCUUCGAUCCGGUCGCCUUCUUCACGCAUCCCCGCACCGUCCUCAGACUGCUGUCGUGGGUUUUCUCCAUGGUGGUGUUCAGCUGCAUCGUGAACGAGGGCUACAUCAACAUUGGCAGUGAGCGUUUGCUGUGUGUCUUCAACAACAACGCCGACGCCUGUAACUACGGCGUCACUGUGGGUGUGGCCUGUUUCCUCGGCAGCAUCUUUUUCCUGAUCCUGGACAUUUACUUUCCCUCCAUGAGCAACGUGAAGGACAGAAGACGUGCUGUCCUGCUGGACCUUAUCUUCUCUGGUCUCGCCAGCUUCCUGUGGUUCGUCGGCUUCUGCUUUCUGGCCAAUCAGUGGCAGAUGACCUCUCCCGAUGAGCUGCCGUUGGCUCAAGGCUCCGAUGCCGCCAGAGCCACCAUCGCCUUCUGCUUCUUCUCCAUCCUCACCUGGGCUGUGCUGACACUGAGUGCGCUGCGACGCUUCUUAACUGGCAGCAAUGCCAACCUGUUCACCUGGCAGCACCUGGACCAAGCCCCCAGCAACGCCCGAGCCACACCGUACCCCAUCGCCAACGGCGCCACCAUAGUGACCACCAACCCCUACCAGGCCCCGCCCUUCACUGAGACCCUGGACCCCCAGAAACUCACACAGCAGAGACCCAUGGCGCCGGCCUUCUAGAGACACACAUGAAGGGAAAAAGAAAAGACACUGCACACAAUGAGGGCACAGACACCUUCCUGCCUCACCGUUUGGUGGUUCUCCAUCCUCUCCUGGGAUUGGCUGGAUUCUUGGGGGGUGGGGGUGUCAUGUGAUGUAUGAUCUAUUUUCACCAUGGCAACUGCUGGCUCAGCUUAGUUAGUCUCUGUGUCAAGAAUACUGUCUUCUGUUCAUGCACUCAACACAGAUUUUGGCGCACGCAAACACUGCUGUCACACCUGGAAAUGGACACACACACACACACACACACACACACACACACACACACACACACACACACACACACACACACACACACCUCGACUGCAUGUUCAUAUGGUGAGGUGCAGAUUAACAUAGAUGUAGAUCAGUGACGACGCUCCAUCUGCCUUAUUAAGGGAUCUUUAGUGGAGGAAAUAUGGAGGACAGUGAGGCCGUGUAGCUCUGUCUGACCAAUCACAAGCUGCCCAGCAGACAUUUGGCCUCCCAUUGGCUGAAAAUUCAGACAGACAGUCGACGUGACCAAUAGGUUUGUUCGGGGGCAGAACUUGCAGAAAAUGCUGCAUUUUCUUGGCAAGGAAUUAAAGGCAGGACCGCUUAAUGCAUUCUGGAUGCUAUAGUGUUUCAGUGUGAAAUAUUCAUGUGAUUAAAUAUUUUAUUGUGAUAUGCUGAAGUGGUAUAGUUAAAAAAAAUAAAAUAAAAUCUAUCCACCACCACUA
Molecule: messenger RNA, 1571 nt
Organism: Acanthochromis polyacanthus (spiny chromis)
Lineage: Eukaryota; Metazoa; Chordata; Actinopteri; Pomacentridae
Product: synaptogyrin-3-like
Exons: 4
Coding region: 121-834 (237 amino acids)
Cellular component (GO): synaptic vesicle membrane; neuromuscular junction
Source: RefSeq, a predicted model, not a curated record